CGGGUCCCCGGGGUCCCCUGGCCCUGCGGCCCCCCCCCGGCGCCAUGGUGGGGGUGGGGCCUCCCCUGGGGGCCCCCCCCGCCCCCCCCCUGCUGCUCGCCCCUCCCCCACUGCAGAGACCGCCCCCCACCCCCCCCCUGGGGGCAACGAUGGGCGGGGGAGGGGCCCUGAGAGCGGCCGGAGCGGCGGGGGGGGGAGGGGCUCCCGUGCCCCCCCUGCCCCCGGUGGCCGCGGGGGGACCCCGAGCGCCCCGGCCCCGGGCCCCCAAACCGACCCCGCCCGUCAUCCAGGCCGCGCCCACCGUGUACCCGGCCCCGCCCCGCCGCGCCCCGGAGGAGACUCCGCCCCCUCGGGCUCCGCCCCCUGAGGAGCCCCGGAUUGGCCCCAGCCUCCCGGCUCCGCCCCCCGCCAUAGCCACGCCUCCUCCAGAGCCGCGUCCUGGCCCCGCCCACAUCGCACCGGUGCCACGCCCCCUGCGCAGGCCACGCCCACAGGACCCGCCCUUUCCUGUGCCUGAGGUGGGGGCGGAGCCGGCGGCCGAGGACAAGCGGAAGGGGCGGGGCGAGCGGCUGAAGCGCUGCAUCCGCACGGCGGCCGGGAGCAGCUGGGAGGAUCCCAGCCUGCUGGAGUGGGACGCUGACGAUUUCCGUAUUUUCUGCGGCGACCUGGGCAACGAGGUGAACGACGAGACGCUGGGCCGCGCCUUCGGGCGCUUCCCGUCCUUCCUCAAGGCCAAGGUGAUCCGGGACAAGCGCUCGGGCAAGACCAAGGGCUACGGCUUCGUGUCCUUCAAGGACCCCAACGACUACGUGCGCGCCAUGCGCGAGAUGAACGGACCCCAAUGA
This is a messenger RNA of Camarhynchus parvulus, 845 nucleotides long. RefSeq names its product RNA-binding protein 42-like. The record is from RefSeq and is a predicted model, not a curated record. NCBI's taxonomy places the organism in Eukaryota, Metazoa, Chordata, Aves, Passeriformes, Thraupidae. Gene Ontology annotation, molecular function: mRNA binding.